AUGAUGGCUUUUCUUAUAAUAUUUAUCUUACUUUUUAUUGGAACUUCAGAGACACAGGUUGAUGUCUCGAAUGCUAUUCCCGGGACGAGGUACAAUGUAACCAUUUCUUCAGUUUCUGCUACAACAUUUGGUACUCCUGUUAGUAAAAUGGUGACAACAAAUGUGACCAAUCCAGGGCCUCCCGUGUUCCUCGCAGGUGAAAGAGUAGGAUCCGCUGGAAUCCUGCUCUCUUGGAAUACACCACCAAAGCCAAAUGGAAGAAUUAAAUCAUACAUCGUUAAGUAUAAGGAAGUUUGCCCAUGGAUGCAAACCACCUAUACACAAGUUAGAGCAAAACCAGAUAGUUUGGAAGUGCUUCUUACUAAUCUUAAUCCUGGAACAACUUAUGAAAUUAAGGUGGCUGCUGAAAACAGUGCUGGUAUUGGGAUAUUUAGUGAGCCAUUUCUCUUCCAAACUGCAGAAAGUGCUCCAGGCAAAGUGGUAAAUCUCACUGUGGAGACCUUCAAUUAUUCAGCAGUCAAUUUAAUUUGGUAUUUGCCUAGGCAACCAAAUGGUAAGAUUACCAGCUUCAAGAUUAGUGUCAAGCAUGCAAGAAGUGGACUCGUAGUCAAAGAUGUCUCAAUUAAAGUUGAGGAUCUUCUGUCAGGGAAGUUACCAGAGUGUAAUGAGAACAGUGAAUCUUUUUUAUGGAGUACGACCAGACCUUCACCAACUUCUGGUAGAGCCACAUCUGCCCCCCGGGUCACAUAUAUGCCCAAUGCCCUGGCAAUGAGUCGAAAAAGUUCUGUGUGGAAUGAACCUAUAAGUUUUGUAGUAACUCACCUGAGGCCAUACACCACAUAUUUGUUUGAGGUCUCUGCGGUUACUACAGAAGCAGGCUACAUUGACAGUACGAUCGUCAGAACGCCAGAAUCAGUGCCUGAGGAUCCACCUCGGAAUUUGGCAACGGGCAACAUCACAGAAAACUCUUUCUCCAUUUCCUGGGAUCCACCAAGUAUAGUAACAGGAAAAUUUAGUUAUAGAGUUGAAUUGUAUGGCCCAGCUGGUCGUAUUUGGGAUAAUAGCACAAAGGACCUUAAAUUCACAUUUACUAAUCUGACACCAUUUACAACAUAUCAUGCCUAUAUUGGUGCUGAGACCAGUGCAGGAAUUGGACCCAAGUCAAAUCUGUCCAUCUUCACUCCUCCAGAUGUUCCAAGUGCAGUAUUUGACUUACAACUUUUAGAAGUUGGAGCCACAUUAAUAAGCAUUACUUGGAAGAAACCACGACAACCCAAUGGAAUCAUUAGUCAAUAUCGGGUACAAGUAUUCAUUUCAGAGACAGGAAUUAUUUUGGAAGAUACCUUGCUUACGGGAAAAGAUGAGCUUAUGGGUGACUCCCUGACUCCAGAAACCGAGGCUCUAAUAAAUGAAGUGACCACAUCAUACGAAGGCUCAGCAGAGAUGUUUUCCAACAUGGCAGCAGGUUCUCCAGUUCUUUUUUCCAGCCUUUCUCAAAAUAGCAUUCCCCAAGCAAAUGGAAAUGAAGAACUUUAUUCAACAACUGGAACAGCAAGUGAUCAGUAUUUCACCGACAUUUCAGCUGAACAGCUGUCUUAUGUUGUAAAGAGGCUUGUACCUUUCACCGAAUAUACGAUCAGCGUGUCUGCUUUCACAAUUAUGGGAGAAGGACCACCAACCAUUCUCAGUGCCAGGACAAGUGAGCAAGUGCCAAGCUCCAUACAAUCUAUAAACUAUAAAAAUAUUAGCUCAUCAUCUAUUUUGCUAUAUUGGGAUCCACCAGAAUAUCCCAAUGGAAAAAUAACUCAUUAUACAAUCUAUGCCAUGGAACUGGAUACAAACAGAGCAUUCCAGAUGACCACUCUAGAUAACAGCUUUCUUAUCACAGGCUUGAAGAAAUACACAAAGUAUAAAAUGAGAGUGGCUGCUUCAACCAAUGUUGGGGAGAGUUCUUUGUCUGAAGAAAAUGAUGUUUUUGUGCGAACCCCAGAAGAUGAACCAGAAUCACCACCUCAAGGUGUUGAGGUUGUAGAUGUGACUCCUACAGAAAUAAAACUGAAGUGGUUGCCACCUGAAAAACCUAAUGGAAUCAUCAUCUCCUACGAAGUCAUUUACAGAAAUACAGACCAUUUGUUCUUUAAAAACUCUUCAACAACAAAUCUCAUUCUGAGUGACUUAAAACCUUAUACCCUUUACAACAUUUCUGUAAGGUCUUACACUAGACUCGGUCAUGGCAAUCAGUUAUCAUCUUUGCUGUCUGUAAGGACUUUAGAAACUGUUCCUGACAGUGCACCUGAAAAUAUCACCUAUCGGAAUGUUUCUUCUGAAGAAAUUGAGCUCUCAUUCCUUCCUCCAGUAAUUCCCAAUGGGAUCAUACAGAAAUAUACCAUCUAUCUCAGAAGGAAUAAUGAAAAUGAAGAAACAACUAUAAACACAACGAAGCUGUCACAGAACAUUAGAGGACUGAAGAAAUAUACUCAUUACACAGUUGAGGUGUCUGCAAGUACCCUUAAAGGAGAAGGAGUCCGAAGUACGCCUAUAACUAUACUGACUGAAGAAGAUGCUCCUGGUUCUCCUCCACGAGACUUCUCAGUAAAACAGUUGUCUGGUGUCACGGUGAAGUUGUCAUGGCAACCACCCCUGGAGCCAAAUGGAAUUAUCCUCUAUUACACAGUUUAUGUCUGGGAUAAAUCAUCACGGAAAGCUAUUAAUGUAACUGAAACAUCAUUGGAAUAUGCAGAUUUGGAAAAUAAUAUUAAAUACAAUGCCUAUGUCACAGCAAGCACAAGAUUUGGUGAUGGAAAAAUUAAAAGUAACCUCAUUAGUUUUAGGACGCCGGAGGGAGCACCCAGUGAUCCACCAAAAGAUGUCCAUUAUGCAAACCUCACUUCUUCAUCAAUUAUUCUUUUUUGGGAUCCUCCUUCAAAGCCCAAUGGGCUUAUACAAUACUAUUCUGUUUAUUACCAAAAUAAUUCAGGUACUUUUAUGCAGAAUUUCACUCUCCAUGACAUAGUCAGUUUCUCCGACAAUAUGACUAUGUCUGCAGUAAUAGAAAAUUUGGCAAUAUUCAGCUACUAUGUAUUCUGGGUGACAGCAAGUACUUCAGUUGGAAAUGGGAACAAAACCAGUGAUGCAAUUCAAGUAUACACAGAUCAAGACAUACCAGAAGGGCUUGUUGAAAACUUGACUUAUGAAACUCUUUCAUCAACUGCAAUAAAUGUCAGCUGGUUCCCACCAUCUCAGCCAAACGGUCUAGUCUUCUACUAUGUUUCACUGAGCUUACAAGGAAACCCACGUAGAACAAGACCACCUCUGAAAACUUAUGAGAGGAGCCUGGUUUUUGACAAACUGAAAAAAUACACUGACUAUAUAUUAAAAGUCACUCCAGCAACAGAAAAGGGAUUCUCUGAUUUGUAUACAGCCCAACUACACAUCAAAACUGAAGAAGAUGUCCCAGACUCUUCACCAGUAAUCAACACUUUUAAAAACCUUUCUUCUACCUCAGUUUUUUUGUCCUGGGAUCCCCCAGUACAGCCAAAUGGUGCUAUAAUAAGUUAUGAUUUAACUUUAGAUGGACCAAAUGAAAGCUAUUCUUUUACUACCUCUGAAAACUCUAUCAUACUGGACGAGCUCUCACCAUUUACACUAUAUAGCUUUUUUGCUGCCGCAAGAACCAGAAAAGGACUUGGUCCUUCUUCUACACUCUUUUUUUACACAGAUGAGGCAGCGCCACUAGCACCACCACAGAAUUUGACUAUAAUCAAUUACACUUCUGACUCAGUGUGGCUAACAUGGAACCCAAGUCCUCUUCCAAGUGGUGUUGUUAAAGUUUAUAAUAUUAAAAUUCAUGAGAAUGAAACAGAUACUAUAUUUUAUCAGAACGUUUCCGGUUUUCAAACUGAAGCUAAAAUUGUUGGAUUGGAACCAAUCACUGCCUAUUCAGUUAGUGUAUCAGCAUUUACAAGAGUUGGAAAUGGCAAUCAUUUCAGUAAUAUUGUACUAUUCACAACACAAGAAUCAGUUCCAGAUGUUGUUCAGAAUGUUCAUUGUACUGCCAUCAGUUGGCAGUCAAUUCUACUCAAGUGGGAUCCCCCUAAAAAGGCAAAUGGAAUAAUUACGCAUUAUAUCAUAACAGUUGAAAGGAAUUCUACCAAAAUAGCUGCACAAGAGCAUAUGCACAAUUUCAAAGAACUUCUAUCAAAUACUCCUUAUGUGUUUAAAAUACGAGCCUCUACAUCUGCUGGGGAAGGAAAAGAGGAAAUAUGCAAUGCUAGUACAUUACAUGAAACAGUUCCCAGUGCUCCCAGAAAUGUUACUUUUUCUGAUGUCCAAGCAACUAGUGUAACUUUGACAUGGAUAACACCAGAUUCUAUUCUUGGCUAUUUUCAAAACUACAAGAUUACUGUCCAACUAAGGUGUCCACAGUGCAAUGACUGGGAUCCUGAGGAGUGCAUAGAACAAAACCAAAAUCACUACCUGUAUGAACCUGAUCUUCUUGAGGAGACCAUACAUGGACUGAAGAAAUUCCGAUGGUAUCGAUUCCAGGUAGCUGCUAGUACCAAUGCUGGCUAUGGCAAUACUUCAAAUUGGAUUUCCACAAAAACUCUCCCUGGUCCUCCAGAUGGGCCUCCUGAAAAUGUAAAUGUAGUAGCUACCUCACCUUACAGUAUUAAUAUCAGUUGGAAUGAACCUGCUGCUCUCACUGGACCAACCUUCUACCUUAUAGACGUUAAGUCGGUUGAUAGUGACGAAUAUAAUGUUUCUUUUGUCAAGGCAAAUGAGGAAAACAAAACCAUAGAGAUUAUGGAUUUAAAAGUAUUUACAAGGUACUCUGUAGUUAUCACUGCAUUUACCGGAAACAUCAGUUCAGCCAAUAUAGAUGGCAAGGCAAGCGCUCAAGUCAUUGUUACCACAUUAGAAUCAGCACCAAAAGACCCACCAAACAACAUGACAUUUCAGAAGAUUCCUGACGAAGUCACAAAAUUCCAGCUAACUUUCCUUCCUCCAUCUGAACCUAAUGGAAAUAUCCGAGUAUAUCAAGCUUUGGUGUACCGAGAAGAUGACCCCACUGCUUUCCAGAUACACAAUCUGAGUAUCAUCCAGAAAACAGACACAUCAGUCAUCGCAAUGUUAGAAGGAUUAAAAGGAGGCCACACAUAUAAUAUAAGUGUGUAUGCUGUCAAUGGGGCUGGUGCGGGGCCCAAAGCUCAGAUGAGAAUAACAAUGGAUAUUAAAGCACCAGCAAGACCUAAAAAUAAGCCGAUCCCAGUCUAUGAUACAACUGGAACUGUGCUCGUUACUUCAAAAACCAUUACAAUCAGAAUGCCAAUAUGUUAUUAUAAUGAUGAUCAUGGGCCCAUCAAAAAUGUUCAAGUCCUGGUUUCAGAAACAGGAGCUCAACAUGAUGUAAAUAUUACAAAGUGGUAUGAUGCCUACUACAAGAAGCCAAGGCCAUAUUUUGCAAAUGAAGGCUUUCCCAACCCACCCUGCACAGAAAAGUUACAGCUUAGCAGCCAUGAUGAUGUAUAUGUCAUAGGUGCUGAUAAUACAUGUAUGAUACCAGGCAAUGAAGAGAAAAUUUGCAAUGGCCCUCUGAAACCAAGAAAGCAAUACGUAUUUAAAUUUAGAGCAACAAAUAUUAUGGGACAAUUUACUGACUCUGAUUAUUCUGACCCAGUAAAGACAUUAGGUGAAGGACUGUCAGAAAGGACUGUAGAAAUCAUUCUUUCCGUCACCUUGUGUAUCCUCUCCAUAAUUCUCCUGGUGGCUGCUAUUUUUGCAUUUGCAAGAAUUCGACAGAAACAGAAAGAGGGGGGCACAUACUCUCCCCGAGAUGCAGAGAUUAUUGACACCAAAUUCAAGCUAGAUCAGUUUAUCACAGUGGCAGACCUGGAGCUGAAGGAUGAGAGAUUAACUCGGUUACUUAGUUAUAGAAAAUCCAUCAAGCCAAUAAGCAAGAAAGCCUUCCUGCAACAUGUCGAAGAGCUCUGCACAAACAACAACCUAAAGUUUGAAGAAGAAUUUUCGGAGCUUCCUAAAUUCCUCCAGGAUCUUUCUUCUACUGAUGCUGACCUGCCUUGGAAUAGAGCAAAGAACCGCUUCCCAAACAUAAAACCAUAUAAUAACAACAGAGUGAAACUAAUAGCAGAUGCCAGUGUACCAGGCUCUGAUUACAUCAAUGCCAGUUAUGUAUCUGGCUACUUAUGUCCAAAUGAAUUUAUUGCUACCCAAGGACCAUUACCUGGAACAGUAGGGGAUUUUUGGCGAAUGGUCUGGGAAACCAGAGCAAAAACUUUAGUGAUGUUAACACAGUGUUUUGAAAAAGGACGAAUCCGAUGCCAUCAAUAUUGGCCAGAAGACAACAAACCAGUGACUGUAUUUGGAGAUAUAGUGAUUACCAAAGUAUUAGAAGACAUUCAGAUUGAUUGGACCAUCAGAGAUCUGAAAAUUGAAAGGCAUGGAGAUUGUAUGACAGUUCGACAGUGUAACUUUACUGCUUGGCCUGAACAUGGGGUUCCUGAAAAUAGUGCACCGUUAAUUCACUUUGUGAAGUUAAUUCGAGCAAACCGAGCCCAUGACACCACACCAAUGGUUGUUCAUUGCAGUGCUGGAGUUGGAAGAACUGGAGUUUUUAUUGCUCUGGACCAUUUAACACAACAUAUAAAUGACCAUGAUUUUGUGGAUAUAUACGGACUUGUAGCAGAACUGAGAAGUGAGAGAAUGUGCAUGGUACAGAACCUGGCACAAUACAUUUUUUUGCACCAAUGCAUUUUGGAUCUAUUAUCAAGUAAGGGAAGUCAUCAGCCCAUCUGUUUUGUGAAUUAUUCAGCCCUUCAGAAGAUGGACUCUUUGGAUGCCAUGGAAGGUGAUGUUGAGCUUGAAUGGGAAGAAACCACCAUGUAA
This is a messenger RNA of Trichosurus vulpecula (common brushtail), 6903 nucleotides long. RefSeq names its product protein tyrosine phosphatase receptor type Q (gene PTPRQ). The coding region runs from base 1 to 6903 and encodes 2300 amino acids. Lineage: Eukaryota; Metazoa; Chordata; Mammalia; Diprotodontia; Phalangeridae. The transcript is spliced from 45 exons. The record is from RefSeq and is a predicted model, not a curated record. Gene Ontology annotation, biological process: protein dephosphorylation. Gene Ontology annotation, molecular function: protein binding; protein tyrosine phosphatase activity.